AUGUCAUCUCAUGUGUUGAUCCCAAACGCGAUGACAAUGACUACAAACGCCAAAAUGGAUUCAAUGAAUGGCAAUGUUUUGGUCGACAACAUCGCCGACAACAAGAGUGGCGUCCGAUGCGAGACAAGCGAAGACAAUGUGACGGUUCUGAUGGAAAGACUGCACUCAAAGGCCUCGCAGAUGAAGUCGUGGACAGAGUUGACCAAAAUUAUGAAACAAUCGGUGAAUGAGAAGAGAAAUACCAUUGAUGUGAACGAAAGGAGUCAACUCCAGAAGUGUUUGGACACAAUCCAAAAGAGUAUUCGUAUCACGUCUUUGCAGUCAAUGGUCGAGCGAUUGGAGACAAUCUGUCGACAAUUGGGUCUUAAGUUCAGUCUUCCUCGUCAGACGAGUCCCGCGCGGGUCGAGUGCUUUGUCCACUCAGAGAUGUAUUACGUGGAAGUGCUGUUGGAGGCGCCCACCGGUCAUGUGCUGGACUGCAAAGUGGCCCAUCAGGCAGAAGCNGUCUUCCUCGUCAGACGAGUCCCGCGCGGGUCGAGUGCUUUGUCCACUCAGAGAUGUAUUACGUGGAAGUGCUGUUGGAGGCGCCCACCGGUCAUGUGCUGGACUGCAAAGUGGCCCAUCAGGCAGAAGCACUCUUGUCCCGAACUGACGGAAGUCUUACAAAAAGGCGAUUUCGUUGAAUUCACCAAACAUUUAGAGGGAUUGUCGGCUAUAUAUCAGAUCAACGCCGAUAAGAAAAACAAGACAAAAGCUUAUCUGGCAUUACAUGCCCUCGAAAUAGAUCUCUCGAGUUUAGCAGAACUCCAGAAUCAUCAAAUCAAUGACAUAAACAAUUUGGUCCAUAAAUCUCCGGUUGGAAUAUUAGAGCCACGAAAAGGCGGUCAUCCCAUGAGACUGACAUACUUUGUGCCGCCCUAUGAUCUCAUAGACGUGGUCUCUAAAUCAUGUCUACCACUUAAUGUCGAAGUAAUAUUGGAGAAAAAGUUGGGCACUUCUGCAACCGUUUGUAUUGAGAGCUCAUCUUCUCAUCGCUUACAACACGAGUCUCUCAUAAACACUCUGAAAACACCCGAAGGAAAGAAUUUGCCCCAAUUCUCGGCCUUAACUAAUCUAAACAGUACACAACUUCCCGCCUGUUUUGUGCUCCGACUUAGCGGCACACAGUCGACAAACUCUCCAUUUCACGUGAAACUCCCGAAUCAAAGCCAUUGCUAUCACUUGAAUGAUAGCUGCGAUAAAUUGGACGGCGUUGUCAUCACAUCCAUCCCAAUCACACACCCGACACAUGUGCCCAGAAUUCUGGUUCACUUACGACAACAGGUGUUAUUCAAUGUAAUAAUCGGCAGUUUUAUUCGUCAGACUUCUAAACCGGAAGACAUAACCAACAUAUUUGAAGUGACGGCCACUUCGAUGUCGAAUAUCAACAUACAGUUCGAACACCCGACCGAAGAGUCGUUGGCCACUGUAGACCUCGAUCUCAGAGAUGUAACUAAUGUUAAGUGCAAACUCUAUCCCUCGAGUCUAUCAUCCUUUUGUUCUGACGAUUACUCUUCAAAAGUGAUGCAGAGGUGUCUAUCAAUUCCGGUGACAAUGCGAUCGAUUAUCAAUAAAUGUAAGGAAAGAGCGGCAGCUCUUAAGGAACAGAUGGGAAGAGAGCAGUCGAAACAAAUGCAACCGAAUGCCAACGAUCUAUAG
Messenger RNA from Medioppia subpectinata, 1698 nucleotides. The record is from the annotation of a GenBank genome assembly. NCBI's taxonomy places the organism in Eukaryota, Metazoa, Arthropoda, Arachnida, Sarcoptiformes, Oppiidae.